This is a messenger RNA of Fonsecaea nubica, 2325 nucleotides long. RefSeq lists its product as hypothetical. Gene Ontology annotation, biological process: long-chain fatty acid biosynthetic process; sphingosine biosynthetic process; ceramide catabolic process. The transcript is spliced from 2 exons. Gene Ontology annotation, molecular function: N-acylsphingosine amidohydrolase activity. Bases 1 to 2325 code for a protein of 774 amino acids. Gene Ontology annotation, cellular component: extracellular region. The record is from RefSeq and is a predicted model, not a curated record. NCBI's taxonomy places the organism in Eukaryota, Fungi, Ascomycota, Eurotiomycetes, Chaetothyriales, Herpotrichiellaceae.
AUGGCACGGAGAGCGCUAGCCCCAUUUCUAUGCUUGCUCUGUGUUGUCCUUACGGCGACCCUUCUGUGGUUGGGCUUCGUUGCUCACAGCCCGUCUCAAAAGCUGCAUUUGUUUCCUACCAAUGCCCAGGGACAGGCUGAACAACUGGACCAGCACAAUGGCCUCGUCACGGUGCAGGGCGACUACCUGUUGGGAGUCGGAAAGGCCGAUAUCACUGGGCCGGUCGUCGAGAUCAACUUGAUGGGCUACGCUGAUACAGAUCAGGUGGGAAGCGGUGUCCGUCAACGGAUCUAUUGCCGGGCCUUCAUCGUGGGCAGCCUUUCAAGAAACUCCUCCCGGCUUGUCUACCUUGUCCUUGAUACCCAGUCUGGCGACACGGCCAUUCGUCAUGGCAUCCUGCAAAGGCUUGAGAAGCUGGGCCCGGAAUAUGCAAUAUACAACAAGAACAAUGUCGCAGUUACAGGGACCCACAGUCACAGUGGACCUGGGGCAUGGUUGAACUACCUGUUGCCACAAAUCACUAGCCUAGGCUUCCACAGAGACAGCUACGAGGCCAUCGUCAACGGCUCGGUGUUAGCCAUCCAGCGAGCACAUGACAGCCUCACGCCCGGCUAUCUCAGAUUUGGGCAACACCUCGUUGAGGAUGCGAACAUAAAUCGAAGUCCGUAUUCCUAUCUCCAAAAUCCGAAGGACGAGCGAGACAAGUACACCCAUGAUGUGGACAAAAAUUUGACGCUGCUAAAGUUUGAACGAGCGUCUGAUGGCCAAGCGCUGGGUGCACUCUCUUGGUUUCCAGUGCAUGGGACAUCUCUAUAUCAAAACAACACACUUAUUACUGGUGAUAACAAGGGAGUUGCAGCAUAUCUCCUGGAAGAGCACAUGAAAGUCAAGAACCCGUCGUUUGUCGCAGGCUUCUCUCAAGCCAAUGUCGGAGACACUUCCCCCAACACUCUCGGCGCAUUCUGCGAAGACACUGGUCUUCCAUGCGCUUUUAAAGAUAGCACGUGCGGAGGUCGAACGCAGGCUUGCCACGGACGAGGUCCAAUGUUCCGCACAGACGACCAGGGAACUAGAUCCUGCUUCGAGAUUGGCAAACGCCAAAUGGCAGCGGCCAGAAGCCUCUUAGAACACGACAAUUUAGACCGGAUACCUGCGUCAACCGUCUCCUUUUUUCACACCUACGCCAAUCUCUCGUCAUUUACCUUCACCUCAUUCUCCAACAAAUCCCGCACCCUCAAGACCUGUUCUGCCGCGUUGGGUUAUGGCUUUGCAGGUGGUACAACUGAUGGCCCCGGGCGUUUCGAUUUCUCCCAAGGCACAAACGACACCAACGGCUCCCCUGCUCUGAAAAACCCGCUCUGGAAGGUCGCAAGAGGGGCAAUCCAUCCCCCAACAGACGCCCAGAUCGCAUGCCAAAGUCCAAAGCCCAUCCUCCUUGACGUCGGGGAGGCCGAUGAUCCGUACGCAUGGACGCCAAACAUUGUUGACAUUCAACUCCUUCGAAUUGGUGAUCUGAUAAUGAUAAUAUCACCCGGGGAAGCCACAACCAUGUCUGGCCGCCGAUGGAAGUCGGCACUUACUGCUGCGGCUCCAGCCAUCCUCAAUAUCUCGUCUCCGAGACUCGUUCUUGGUGGGCCGGCAAACACGUACGCCCACUACAUCUCUACCGAGGAAGAAUAUGGUGUCCAACGCUAUGAAGAAGCAUCCACACUCUAUGGUCCACAUACCUUGGAAGCGUACAUCAACCUCACCAUCACAUACCUCCCUUACUUGGGUUCUGAAGACGAGACCUCCCAUCUGGACCGUCUCCCAGCCGGUCCGCUCCCGCCUAUCAACGUGAAUCGCUCGUUGUCAUUCAUUCGACCUGUGAUUGUGGACCACGCCGGCCUCCUGCGCAGGUUUGGGGACACGCUUGCCUCCCCUAACCCCGCGAAACCAUUCCGCCCCGGCGACGUUGUCAGCGCAAGGUUCGCAGGCGCAAACCCGCGUAACAACUUCCGCCUCGAAGGCACGUUCGCCGCCGUGGAGAGAUUCGACGAGAGCCGCAAGGAAUGGGUCCAGGUGCGCUCCGACAGGGACUGGUUCCUGGUGUACCGGUGGAAACGCACCUCCACGACACUGGGGACGAGUGAGGUGACUUUGGAAUGGGAGAUUGAGCCGGGCACCGAGUCUGGGAUGUACAGGUUCAAGUACUACGGCGACAGCAAGUCGCUGACCGGUCAGAUUACGGAGUUUGAGGGCACGAGUGGCGUUUUCCAUGUCGUUGGCCACGACGUCGAUGAUGUUUUGAGCGACGCUCGCUUGGACGAGCUUGUCCGCACUUGA